Molecule: messenger RNA, 517 nt
Organism: Empidonax traillii (willow flycatcher)
Lineage: Eukaryota; Metazoa; Chordata; Aves; Passeriformes; Tyrannidae
Product: ankyrin repeat and sterile alpha motif domain-containing protein 1B-like
Exons: 4
Source: RefSeq, a predicted model, not a curated record
AUGCAGCAAGCCAGGGGAAAAGGAUCUCAAGGGGAAUCUUAUUCAAAGAAGAGGGGUUAUGCAUUGGAAGCAAUACCCUCUGUGCCUCUGGAUGCAGUUCCUUCAGAAAAUGACAGCAGUCAUUGUGAUUCGAUAGACAUAGCAGUGACCAAAAAACCUUGUUCCCUAGAGAUAGCAAGAGUUCCUUCCUCAAGACCAGAUAACGCACCUCAGGUAGCAAUUACCGCACCAGGAUCUGGUAACCAUAGAAACAGCUCUACAGGCCCAACACCUGACUGCUCUCCUCCAUCACCAGACACUGCACUUAAAAACAUAGUGAAAGUUAUACGUCCUCAGCCCAAGCAACGUACAUCCAUAGUAUCUUCCCUGGAAUUUCACCGAAUGAAUCACAGCCACAAUUAUUUUGAAAUCAACUCAUCCAUUGGCUGUGCAAGUUUCAUUUCUACUCCUGCAAUCAGUCCAGCUAAUUAUUCCUUUGGACCUCUGGAAUACAGUCUUGAAGAGAAAGAACUUCCAG